This is a messenger RNA of Oryza brachyantha (malo sina), 2472 nucleotides long. Its product is annotated as mitogen-activated protein kinase kinase kinase 1-like. Gene Ontology annotation, molecular function: protein kinase activity; ATP binding. Lineage: Eukaryota; Viridiplantae; Streptophyta; Magnoliopsida; Poales; Poaceae. The transcript has 9 exons. Bases 162 to 2084 code for a protein of 640 amino acids. Gene Ontology annotation, biological process: protein phosphorylation. The record is from RefSeq and is a predicted model, not a curated record.
GCGAGCUCCAAAUCCUUCCUCCCCCCCCAAAUCGCACGGCGGCGCGAGGCGAGGGCCGUGGCUGCUGCGGAAUUGAGCUCGAAUCGCGGAGGGAGUACGCGGCGCCGCCAUGGAGCUGAGCAUCGCCUAGGCGUGUGGUCGCGGUCGUCUUAUGGAUCCAGAUGUUCUCGUGGAGCCGUAAGCAGUCUUCCUCCUCCGGCCGCCGCGGCGCGGACGCGUCGUCGAUGGACUCCAGCAGCCGCGGCGGCGGGGAAGGGAGCGGGAGCGGGAGCCGCGGGCGUAGCUCGCGGCUGGAGCGCCGCAACGCCGCGAAGCACAUCGACUACGAGGCGGGGGCCUCGGCGGUGUCGGCGUGCGCGUCGUGGUCGUCGUCCACGUCGGCGGAGCGGUCGCUGGGGCUCCGGCCGUCGCGGUCGCUCGACCUGGCAGUCGGCGGCGGCGGGACGGACAUCCGCAUCAGCGGCAGCGUGGAGGGGGAGGUCGACGAGCUCUGCCGCAGCUUGGGUUUAUCGGGGCCGGAGGAGUUCGCGAUCCCCGCCGACGCCUGGGAAGCCCGGAAAGAGCGUUCUAACUCCGACCUCCUCCCCCGCUCCCGCUUCAACUCCUCGCCUCCCGUCGACGACCCCUCCCCCGUGGCCCGAACCGUUUCCGCCCCCGAGGUCAUCCAGAUCAGUCUUCCUCCCUCAUUCCCUGAUUCAAUUCCCGAGGAGUCCCUUCAUUCUUCCUCCAAUUCCACCGCAACUGAUUCGGCGGAGGAGCCCACCGGUGCGGCGCUCGCUCAGGAAUCCCCCAAGGCCGUUGCUGCUGUAGCACCCGUCGCUGAAUUGCCGCUGCUAUCUCCGAGGAGAGGAGGCGGCGAAGUCGGGAUCCGAGGAGCCCGGCCUCCCGUGCUCUCCCCUCCUAAGCCGCUCAUGCAGCUCGCACCGCCGCCAGGGAGGAUUAUGGCCAAAGACAUGAGCGGGGUGUCGACUUGGGACAUUCUGCAGUCGUUUGCUCCCAGUGAAGAGAAAAGUGGAGUGAGAACAGAUUAUGAACGUGCGGACGCGUCUCACACGUCGGACACAGAGGAGGAGGAGGAGGAGGAGGAGGGAGUGGCAGGGGUGGACGGGGAGAUGAAAGGGUUAAGGAUAGGAGAGACCUUUGAAGGUUUCACUGGGACAUCAUCAUUGUCAACAACAAAUGAUGAUGAUGCAUCCAGCACUACUACGGAGGCUAUGUUCAUCAUCUCGCCAAAUGGGAAGUUCAAGAGGAAGAUUAAGUCGUGGAUGCGUGGUGCUCUUCUGGGAAGUGGUUCAUUUGGGAUGGUGUACGAAGGGAUCAGUGAUGAAGGAGCAUUUUUUGCUGUGAAGGAAGUAUCUUUGCUUGACCAAGGAAGCAAUGCUCAACAAUCUAUUCUUGCACUUGAACAGGAAAUUGCACUACUAAGUCAGUUUGAACAUGAAAACAUAGUCCAGUAUUAUGGAACUGACAAGGAAGAAUCAAAACUGUACAUCUUUAUUGAGCUUGUUACACAGGGUUCUCUAUCAUCCCUCUAUCAAAAGUAUAAACUACGAGACUCACAAGUAUCUGCAUACACAAGGCAGAUUCUCAAUGGAUUGGUUUAUCUCCAUGAGCGAAACGUAGUCCACAGAGACAUUAAAUGCGCAAAUAUACUGGUUCAUGCGAAUGGAUCAGUUAAACUGGCAGACUUUGGGUUAGCGAAGGAGAUGUCAAAAAUUAAUAUGCUGAGAUCAUGCAAAGGAAGUGUUUAUUGGAUGGCACCUGAGGUUGUUAAUCCUAAAAAAACAUAUGGGCCCCAGGCUGAUAUUUGGAGUCUUGGCUGCACUGUAUUGGAGAUGUUAACCCGUCAAAUACCAUACCCUAAUGUGGAGUGGACAAACGCCUUUUUUAUGAUUGGAAAAGGAGAAGGUCCUCAAAUUCCCAGCUAUUUGUCAAAAGAUGCUCAAGAUUUCAUUAGCCAGUGUGUACAAGUUGAUCCAGAGAAACGGCCUUCUGCAUCACAACUUCUGUCACACCCAUUUGUUAAUAGGCCUCUUCGAGCUUCUUUUGAAUCUUCAUCCCCUCCUGCCAUCAGCUCGUAUUGAUAGUGGCGUGUUUCUGUCAGUGAGAACACUGCGCAGCUCAUGAACAAAUCUUCGUGGUUCCCACUCAGUUUCUAGAAAGAAACUUCUUGGGCUUGUUUAGGAUGUAGUUUAGCAUUGUAGUAAGGACUGGUGAGACAAGCAUGACCUUGCUUCUUGGAUCUUGGAAUAUUUGGGUGUUUUCUUGUGGAGGACAUUCAAUAGAUUUUGUACGAUCUGGUAGGGAAAGAAAUGCAAUUGCUUGCAAUGUAUUUGAGCUUCAGCCGUUGUAAUUUUUUGACAUCAUUAUUUUGCCCCAUGGUUUGUUGCUCAUGAAGCACCACCAAGAAUUCUCGACUUUCUUCCAUUUUUGGUGGGUCUGAAAUGCUUUUCAGCUGGCGACUUAUCAGCC